UUAUCCAUACGAGGACGAGCAUCUGAUGAUGACAAUGCUACAGCCGAUUUCAACUAAGCAAUGAAUAUUAAAUAGAAGGCCAGCAUCAGAAGAAUGGCAGUCGCCGCGGCUGCCUCUCUCGCUGUCUGCUCGUCUUCUCUCCUCCUUAGGCUGCACCCUUCCUCUAUCGUGCGCCUCUCCUUCUCCUUCCCCGCCCCUUUCUGCACUACUCCACGGGUGCGCAUGGCGCAAACCGUCACCCGCGCUACUCUCGGCCUCACCAAACCUGUCCCCGUCGACAUUCCUCAGAUUGCUUUUUCUGCAAAAGAGAGUGAUUUCUUGGAAUGGAAAGGCGACAUACUUGCAGUGGCUGUAUCAGAGAAGGACAUGUCUAAGGAUGAGGAUUCCAAGUUCAAGAACCCAAUUUUGAAAAAGCUAGACAGCCAGCUUGGUGGACUUUUGGGUGAAGCAUCAGCAGAGGAAGAUUUCACUGGAAAAGCUGGGCAAUCGACAAUUCUAAGACUUCGCGAUUUAGGUUUCAGGCGUCUUGGCUUGAUUGGGCUUGGGCAAUGCAUGCCUUCUACUGCUACAACCACUUAUCGAGGCCUUGGAGAGGGAGUUGCUGCAGCUGCAAAAGCUGCACAGGCAAGUAAUGUUGCUAUUGUCCUAGCUUCUUCUGAGGGGCUUUCUGAAGAUUCUAAGCUCAAUGCUGCUUCAGCAAUAGCAUCAGGGACCGUGCUUGGGAUUUAUGAGGACAGUAGGUUUAAGUCAGAAUCGAAAAAGCCCUUACUUAAGUCAGUGGAUAUUAUCGGGCUUGGGGCUGGACCUAAACUGGAAAACAAACUCAAAUAUGCUGGUGAAGUUUGCUCUGGGGUGAUCUUAGGAAAAGAGCUUGUAAAUGCACCGCCGAAUGUACUCACACCUGGCGUACUAGCAGACGAGGCCUCAAAAAUUGCUUCCACAUAUAAUGAUGUUCUUACUGCAAACAUAUUGAAUGUGGACCAAUGCAAAGAAUUAAAGAUGGGUUCUUAUUUGGGUGUUGCAGCUGCAUCUGAAAAUCCCCCUCAUUUCAUCCAUAUUUGUUAUAAACCUCCAAACGGACAAGUGAAAGCCAAGUUGGCAAUAGUUGGGAAGGGAUUGACUUUUGACAGUGGUGGCUACAACCUCAAGACAGGCCCAGGGUGUUUAAUUGAGCUCAUGAAAUUUGAUAUGGGAGGUUCUGCAGCAGCUCUAGGCGCAGCGAAGGCCAUAGGGCAAAUUAAACCACCUGGAGUGGAGGUUCAUUUCAUUGUUGCUGCUUGUGAGAACAUGAUUAGUGGUACAGGCAUGAGACCUGGGGAUAUAAUAACAGCUUCAAAUGGAAAGACGAUUGAGGUCAAUAACACUGAUGCUGAAGGCAGGCUUACACUAGCAGAUGCUCUGGUUUAUGCUUGCAACCAAGGUGUUGAGAAGAUUGUUGAUCUGGCAACACUGACUGGGGCAUGCAUUGUUGCUCUCGGGCCCAGUAUUGCAGGAGUCUUCACGCCCAGUGAUGACCUAGCAAAUGAGAUUUCCGCUGCUUCUAACAUCACUGGCGAGAAAUUUUGGAGGAUGCCAUUAGAGGAAAGCUACUGGGAGUCUAUGAAAUCAGGAGUUGCUGAUAUGGUUAACACAGGAGGCCGUCAAGGGGGUGCAAUCACUGCCGCGCUGUUCUUGAAACAGUUUGUCGAUGAGAAGGUCCAGUGGCUGCAUAUAGACAUGGCCGGUCCCGUCUGGAAUGAUAAGAAACGGACUGCGACGGGAUUUGGGGUCUCUACUUUGGUGGAAUGGGUUCUGAAAAACUCCUCAAGUUGAGAGCUGAAAAUUUUCACACAUCUCCAGUGACUUGAGCCGGGUCACUCGCCUUGUCAAAGCUAGAACCUUUCCGAGGUGGGAGGAGGCUCUAACUAGCAAGCUACAAUGCUUGAUUGUUCCUAGCUGCAUCAGUUCACUUGCAUAGUUCAAUCGGUCAAUCUGAACUGUCCCUUAUGUUCAAAACACAUUUCAUGGGACACUAUAUAAAAUUCACAUUGAUCUGAUGAUCCAAUCAGUCCUUGAUUUGUUCUUA
This is a messenger RNA of Magnolia sinica, 2065 nucleotides long. RefSeq names its product leucine aminopeptidase 1-like. Gene Ontology annotation, cellular component: cytoplasm. The coding region runs from base 94 to 1812 and encodes 572 amino acids. Gene Ontology annotation, biological process: proteolysis. The transcript has 11 exons. The record is from RefSeq and is a predicted model, not a curated record. Gene Ontology annotation, molecular function: manganese ion binding; metalloaminopeptidase activity. Lineage: Eukaryota; Viridiplantae; Streptophyta; Magnoliopsida; Magnoliales; Magnoliaceae.